This is a messenger RNA of Cheilinus undulatus (humphead wrasse), 1116 nucleotides long. RefSeq names its product heparan sulfate (glucosamine) 3-O-sulfotransferase 2 (gene hs3st2). Lineage: Eukaryota; Metazoa; Chordata; Actinopteri; Labriformes; Labridae. The record is from RefSeq and is a predicted model, not a curated record. The coding region runs from base 1 to 1116 and encodes 371 amino acids. Gene Ontology annotation, molecular function: [heparan sulfate]-glucosamine 3-sulfotransferase activity. The transcript has 2 exons.
AUGGCACAUAGGUUCCUCUCAUCUACGAACAGAUUCAGCGCCAGAUUCGCCUUCAUAUUCACCGUGUCACUAUCCUGCACCUAUUUAUGCUAUAGUAUUCUUUUCUGUCGCGGCACAAUCAUGACAAAUCAGGGUUACGAGGGGAAACGAUGCCCGCCCAGCAAGAACGCCGGAGGGAAGAAACUUCUUGGGAAUUUGGACAAUUGCGCAUCGCUGGGUGUCAGAUCCGCUCUGGAUGUGUCCACUGCUGCCCAGCGAGGAUCAGACAAAGCUCCUGACUCAUCUGGAGGUCACUGGGCUGACAUGAAGUUGAGAAACAUGAGUGUGGCGCAGAAAUAUGGGAAUAAGAAGCUGCCAAAUGCGUUAAUAGUCGGCGUAAAGAAAGGAGGCACCCGGGCGGUGCUGGAGUUCAUCCGGAUACAUCCAGAUGUGCGCGCGCUAGGAACAGAGCCGCACUUUUUCGACAGAAACUAUGACAGAGGGCUCGACUGGUACAGGGGGCUGAUGCCACGAACCCUCGACAGCCAGAUCACAUUAGAGAAGACUCCCAGCUACUUUGUCACCCGAGAGGCCCCCAGACGCAUCUCCAGCAUGUCCCACGAGACCAAGCUGAUUGUUGUGGUGCGUAACCCAGUCACUAGAGCGAUCUCUGACUACACACAGACUCUCUCCAAGAAGCCAGACAUUCCUACAUUUGAAGAGCUGGCCUUCAAGAACAGAAGUCUGGGACUUGUCGAUACUUCCUGGAAUGCCAUUCGAAUCGGGAUGUACAUUCUGCACCUGGAGAACUGGCUGCAGUACUUCCGCCCGUCACAGAUGCACUUUGUGAGUGGGGAGAGGCUGAUCACGGAUCCGGCAGGGGAAAUGGGACGCGUUCAGGACUUUCUGGGAUUGAAGCGAAUAAUCACAGACAAACACUUUUACUUUAACCGAACCAAAGGCUUCCCCUGUCUGAAAAAGCCAGAGAGCAGCAGUCAGCCGCGCUGCCUUGGCAAAUCGAAAGGCAGAACUCAUGUACAGAUCGACCAGGAGGUCAUAGACCAGCUUCAGGAGUUUUAUAGGCCAUUUAAUAUCAAGUUCUAUGAGACUGUUGGACAGGACUUCAAGUGGGAUUAA